Messenger RNA from Alnus glutinosa, 2235 nucleotides. RefSeq lists its product as uncharacterized. NCBI's taxonomy places the organism in Eukaryota, Viridiplantae, Streptophyta, Magnoliopsida, Fagales, Betulaceae. Bases 254 to 1945 code for a protein of 563 amino acids. Gene Ontology annotation, molecular function: protein serine/threonine kinase activity; ATP binding. The transcript has 14 exons. The record is from RefSeq and is a predicted model, not a curated record. Gene Ontology annotation, biological process: peptidyl-serine phosphorylation; intracellular signal transduction.
GACUUGCACGAUGCUCAAACACCAUUUAGCAUUUCCGUUUACCGACAGUACCCUCGCCUACUUCCUCAUAAUCUAUAUUAUCCGAUGGAGUAUUCCGUAAUUUGGGAUCUCUUUUAAUUACGAUUAUAGUUAUAGUUUGCAUGUGAGGAUUCGAUGAAUUACGAUUCCUUUUCAUGCGAUCCCUGCAAUUUCUGUUUAUAAUUUAGAGGAAUCGGAAGAAGAAUGCCAGGUUGUGAAUGAGUGAGAGAGAGAGAUGGAUUCUGCUAGGAGUUGGUUUCAGAAAUUCCAACCUAGAGUGAAAACUGGACCUACCCAAUUGAAUGGAAGGGAAAAUGUGAAGGAUGUGCGUAAGUCUGUGAUUGAUGAGGCGCCUUCAAAUGCAACGAAACAGAAGGCUGAGGCAGCGAAGCAGUAUAUCGAGAACCACUACAAAUCCCAAAUGAAGUGUUUGCAAGAUAGGAAGGAGAGACGCUGGGUGUUGGAGAGGAAGCUUGCUGAUGCUGAUGUUUCUAAGGAAGAGCAAAUGAAUAUUCUGAAAUAUUUAGAGAAAAAGGAGACAGAAUAUAUGCGUCUUCAAAGACAUAAGAUGGGUGUUGAAGAUUUUGAACUUUUGACCCUUAUAGGAAGGGGUGCAUUUGGGGAGGUGAGACUUUGCAGAGAGAAAGCUACUGGCCAUGUGUAUGCAAUGAAGAAGCUGAAGAAAUCUGAGAUGCUUCGCAGAGGUCAGGUGGAACAUGUUAAAGCUGAAAGAAAUCUUCUUGCUGAAGUUGAUAGUGCUUAUAUAGUCAACCUUUACUGCUCUUUUCAAGAUGAGAAGUUUCUGUAUCUUAUAAUGGAAUAUCUUCCUGGUGGCGACAUGAUGACAUUACUAAUGCGCAAAGAUACCUUGACUGAGGAUGAGGCCAGGUUUUAUGUUGGGGAGACAGUCCUGGCCAUUGAGUCUAUUCACAAGCACAACUACAUCCACAGGGACAUAAAGCCUGACAAUCUACUGCUUGAUCGUAAUGGGCAUUUAAAGCUUUCAGAUUUUGGCUUGUGUAAGCCCUUGGAGUGUAGUAGUUUUCCAAAUCUUAGUGAGAAUGACCAUGGAGUGGAAAAGGAUUUCAAAUCUUCAGGGGAGAGUGGCAAGCACUCUAGUCUGCAUUCUGCACCAAGACGGACACAACAGGAACAGUUAUUGCACUGGCAAAAGAACAGGCGAAUGUUGGCUUAUUCUACCGUGGGAACACCAGACUACAUUGCCCCAGAAGUACUACUGAAGAAAGGAUAUGGAAUGGAGUGUGACUGGUGGUCUCUUGGAGCAAUCAUGUAUGAAAUGCUUGUGGGGUAUCCACCUUUCUAUUCUGAAGAACCAAUGUCAACAUGCAGAAAGAUCGUAAACUGGAGAACCCAUUUGAAAUUCCCUGAAGAAGCUAAGCUAUCCGGUGAGGCUAAAGAUCUCAUUUGUAGGCUCCUCUGCAAUGUUGAGCGGAGGCUUGGGACAAAAGGAGCUUAUGAAAUAAAAGCACAUCCUUGGUUUAAAGGAUUACAAUGGGAUAGAUUAUAUCAGAUGGAAGCUGCUUUCAUACCAGAGGUCAUGGAUGAGUUAGAUACUCAGAACUUUGAAAAGUUUGAAGAGUUAGCAGCUCCAGUACAAACUCCAUCAAAAUCGGGUCCAUGGAGAAAGAUGCUUCCAUCGAAGGAUACGAAUUUUGUCGGCUAUACAUACAAGAAUCUUGAGAUCAUGAAUGAGGAUCAUAUACCUGGCGUUGCUGUGUUAAAGAAAAAGACUAACAAGCCCAAGAGACCCUCUGUUCGGUCAUUAUUUGAGACACCUGAUCCGCCGCCUUCUUUGGGAAGCUUUCUGAACCUUCCACCUACACAAUCAGUGGUCGUUGAAAGCCCCGAGCCAUUGACUCGGUCUGCUAGACCUCCACAACAUCAACUCAAGCCUAACCGAAGAUAACAACAAAAGUAAUUGUCCAUAGCCAAAGGAAAGACAAUGAAAGGAAUUCUUUCUUGUCUAAGAAAAGCAAAGCAAUAUAGAGCAAGUGUUCCUAACUAUAUUGUAAGUUCUGUAAUUCAUCUUACUUAGCGUAGAAUCGCCUUAGUAGACAGCAAUGGAAGAAAUUUUACGCUACAGCUUUUUGGUAAGCUGUGGAUCAAGUUCAUUGCCUCUAUGUUUGCAAUGCGUGCUGUAAUUAAAUGGCUGAACUUAAUAUGGUUAAUUAUAAAUCAUUUAAGCUGAUAAUGUCA